GCGAGGAGCCAUGGGCAACAUCUCCUCCAACAUCUCGGCCUUCCAGUCGCUGCACAUCGUCAUGCUGGGCUUGGACUCGGCCGGCAAGACCACGGUGCUCUACCGGCUCAAGUUCAACGAGUUCGUGAACACGGUGCCCACCAUCGGCUUCAACACGGAGAAGAUCAAGCUGAGCAACGGCACCGCCAAGGGCAUCAGCUGCCACUUCUGGGACGUGGGCGGCCAGGAGAAGCUGCGGCCGCUGUGGAAAUCCUACAGCCGCUGCACGGACGGCAUCAUCUACGUGGUGGACUCGGUGGACGUGGACCGGCUGGAGGAGGCCAAAACGGAGCUGCACAAGGUGACCAAGUUCGCCGAGAACCAGGGCACGCCGCUGCUGGUCAUCGCCAACAAGCAGGACCUGCCCAAGUCGCUGCCGGUGGCCGAGAUCGAGAAGCAGCUGGCGCUGCACGAGCUCAUCCCGGCCACCACCUACCACGUCCAGCCGGCGUGCGCCAUCAUCGGCGAGGGCCUCACCGAGGGCAUGGACAAGCUCUAUGAGAUGAUCCUGAAACGCAGGAAGUCCCUCAAGCAGAAGAAGAAGCGGUAAUGUGCCCGGCCGCGCUCGGAAGCGAGGGGGGAGUGAGCGAGUGAGCCAGGCAGGAAUGAAUGGAUGUGCGAGAACCCGCGUCCGCGAACAAAGACAGCGAACCAAAGCGAUGCUUCGAAUUUUUAACAUGGAAUCUCUGCACCCGGAUGCAGGAUUAUUGACUUAACCUGGGUGUAUAGGCCGACUUGCCAGCCUGCCCUCCACCUGCUCCCACCCCCAGCUCAGGGGACCUUUUGUCUGAUUGCCAGAGCUCCCUGAUGGGGUGGGAGGCCGCCCUGGGGAGUGGACGUGCCUGGGCUGCCGGCUGCCCUCCUGGCCCAUGUGGAAGGCUCAGAUAUCAGAAACAAAAGCGAUUCCUUCCUACUCCAGCAGGGCCAGAAGUUCAGGCUGCCCCGCCCUCACCUGUGAGUUACCUGAGGUAUGCAACUCCCAGAACCCUGGGUGUCCCCGGGUGGGGGGCAUGUUGGCAGUGGGAGGUGCUGGGGGAACCACCACUCCUUGCAUCCAUGGGCGGUGGAAGCCGGAUAAUGUUAUGUCACAGGGCAGGACCCUGUUGAAAUUUCACUUGUCCUGCUCUGGGCCCAAAGGAGAUGGUGGUUUGGGCUAUCAGAGGACUGCCUGGAACAAUACACAGCCCCAGGGCAUGGGGUGCCGCACCAACCUUGGCUGAGGAAAUGGCCCCGAAGAUGCCCCUCUCCUGGUGAUUUGUGGUGGCUACCGAACCAGUUUUGCUGAGAACCGCUUUUCACCUGGAAUCAGACGUCAUCCAGAUGGUUUGGACCUGUCCAUGUGUAGGUCAUUAUCACACAAAGAGACCAAUAAAAAAAUAAAAUAAAGUGAAAACUGUUGGAGGUGGUGGCAAAUGAUGCAUUUACUGUUUGCAGGAUAGCUAAAGGUGUUUAAAGGGUAAGGCUCUGGAUAUAAAUGCUGGAUGGAUGUGUGUGUGUGGACACAGGGACCUCCCUCUGUAGUAUGUCAUUGAUAUAAAUAUCUAGACCCAUAUGUGUGGAAUCUUAAGUUCUCUUAGCCUACCGAUUGGUUUGUGUGGGCACACCAGCUGCAGAUGUGUGCUGAAUUGCAAGAUGGUUUUUUGCAAGGAAUGUCUCAUACUAACCGCCUGAUGAUGGGUUUUGGUUUUCAGACAUGUUAAAAAAGAAAAAAAAAACUUAUACAAGUGAAUGUUCACCUUAGAAAUAUUCACCGUAGGAAAAAAGACUUUGCUCUGCCCUUUUAUAUCCCUUUACGCUGCAAGUGGCGAGAUGUUCAAAUUUCUAAUUGGGUUCAUUGAGGUCUAUCUUGUUUAGGAAUUUUAUUAAAAAUGUGUCAUUAGAGUAUUUCAUGUCAUGCACCACAAAAUAAAACCCCACCUUGUUGUAAAAGCUGACCUCGCUGCAUGGAUUUAAAAGCGAAGGAAAAGUACCAGGAUGAGGCUCUUCCUAAUUCAUCUUUGUGGGAACCGGCCUGCGUAGCAAAUGCGAACCACAGUGGGUGCUUGAGAUAAAAAGCAAGCUUGUGACGUCACGGUCACCUGUGCCCCGGCACUUGACAGUGUAGUUGAAAGAAGCUUUGGAAAAUAAAGUAAAAGAAUAGAUAUUUUUAAUAAGGUAAUUUAAAUAAAAUUUUUUAUAAUCAGGACUGAGUCUUGGUUAGCAAAAGCUGUUAUUUUACCCUGAGACACGGUAUCGGAAGGGAAACUUAAGCUUACUGUUCGAUUUUUAUUUCCUCUUUGAAUCCAUGUUCACAGGUAGAAUUAUGUGUUCCCCCCACCGUUAUAAGUUAAUUUGCGAAGGAAGCCUAUUGAAAUAGGGCAUGAUUGUGCUUGAACAUGAUCAGUUAGUCAAAUGAUACAGUCAUGCCUGUUGUCCAUUGCACUCAGAAAGUUCAUUUACGAACCAGAGAUAGAAUUCCUGGCUUCCUGCUUGAAACCCAGUUCUUAGAUGAGAUAUUUUGACAGAAGGAACCUAGCAGGCCCAUCUUCUUUUCUCCUUUGUUGGUGUAUCUGGUACCCCUCCAAUGGUGGUCUUUUUGUAGAAACUCAGUAGAGAAAAUAUAGCUAAGCAGUGUUGAAAAGCCUGCAAGGUUUCAGUUUACAUAUCAACAGCAUAUUCACUGAUUUCUAAAUGGGCUGGUCCCAUCAUUGAAGACUCUGUAUAGAAUUAUUAAAAAAAAAUCCAUCUUCUUUAUUUUCUUCACAUGCAACAAUUUCUUAAGCACUUUGACAUUUUGGUAGUUCCACACUAUUGAGAGAAUAAUAUAUUUAUUUUGUGACAUUGCAGAUGCCAAAUACUGUAACCUUCUCAUGCUCACCAUUCUUAGGCUCCAGAUCACUGUUCAAAUCCUGCCAUGCUUUACAGAUGAUGCGAAGUGAUUUUUGUUUUCUUGCACUAUCAACACUUCAAGGGUGCAGUCAGCUGUUAGUAAUUGUGUAGUAAAGUAAAACCCUGUGGUGUCUCAACUAAUAGUUAAGAGUCUCCGUUGAUUUCUAUAAUGUUUGACCUAAUAAUAGCCCAUUUCAUCUGUGAACAAACAUAUCACCUUGGAGGCAUCAGCCCAGAGGUCCCCUCCGACCUAGCGGUCAGUGAUUUAGGAUGCCUCCUGCCCUUGGGAGAAUGAGUGGGUGCCACAUGGAGGAAGUGGGUCUCCCCACAGGAACUUUUGAAGCGUUUUCUCACAGAUACAGGGAGGCCAGCUUUGUUUCAGAACAAUUCUCUUCCCCCAUUCUCUGUCAUGGUGUUGGGACUGUGUCUCCUGGCUGUUUUCAUUUCUACUGCUACAAUUCUGUCUUGAUCCAUCCUUGCUCUUCUGUCCCCGCCCCCUUUUAUAUGCCUAUAUGAUGCUGUGAACAGAAAUAAAUUAUUUAUACAAGCAAA
This is a messenger RNA of Myotis brandtii (Brandt's bat), 3459 nucleotides long. It is a transcript of the gene ARL4C, whose product is annotated as ADP-ribosylation factor-like 4C. Gene Ontology annotation, molecular function: GTPase activity; GTP binding. Bases 11 to 589 code for a protein of 192 amino acids. Gene Ontology annotation, biological process: intracellular protein transport; endocytic recycling. Gene Ontology annotation, cellular component: cytoplasm. The transcript has a single exon. The record is from RefSeq and is a predicted model, not a curated record. Lineage: Eukaryota; Metazoa; Chordata; Mammalia; Chiroptera; Vespertilionidae.